AGUUCUUCAUCACGUACUGGUCUUGAGGGACGUAGUAUGUCACUUGGUGCAAUGACUGUAAUGUCAUACGAUAUAUGGAAAGCAAAGUGUGCAGCUGAAAAGAAACGUCUUGAAGCUGAGGGUAAAGGUGUUGGAGACUUGAAGAUUGACGAGGAUCAGCCAAAUGCUUCACCACCAGCUCGUAAACGUGCUCAUACAUUUGUCGCUAGG
This is a messenger RNA of Strongylus vulgaris, 210 nucleotides long. Lineage: Eukaryota; Metazoa; Nematoda; Chromadorea; Rhabditida; Strongylidae. The record is from the annotation of a GenBank genome assembly.